Messenger RNA from Helobdella robusta, 1155 nucleotides. RefSeq lists its product as hypothetical. The annotation marks the transcript as partial. Gene Ontology annotation, molecular function: protein binding. Lineage: Eukaryota; Metazoa; Annelida; Clitellata; Rhynchobdellida; Glossiphoniidae. Gene Ontology annotation, cellular component: SCF ubiquitin ligase complex. Gene Ontology annotation, biological process: SCF-dependent proteasomal ubiquitin-dependent protein catabolic process. The transcript has 2 exons. The record is from RefSeq and is a predicted model, not a curated record.
AAUUUCGACAACUUGCAAGACCAUCUUGUUACAACCAUCUUCCAAUACUUACACAGUAACGACUUAUGCAAAUGUGCAAUGGUGUGCAAAAGAUGGUAUCAACUUGUGUGGAGUCCAGUUUUAUGGUCAAGUAUACGCAUUCAUAACCCAAGGUUAGACGUGGACAGAGCAUUGAAAUGUGUAACAACUGCACUCAGCUGUGAUUCAUCAAAAACGUGCGUCAUUGUGGAGAAUAUCAAUCUAGCAGGAUCUAGAAGGUUGACAGAUAAGGGAUUGUUCGUUGUAGCUCAUAGAUGCGUCGAACUUAAAAAGCUAGUGAUUGAUGGCUGUACAGAAACGACAAAUAUUGCCAUUUUUGAGAUUGUUUCAAGAUACACACACGCAAACACACACACACACACAGGCUGCCACUACAUAACGAGCAUCAGUUUAACGCCAGCAGCCAACUUGCAGGCGACGACGAACAACAAACAGAUCUACCUCAGCCACCUGGACAUGACAGAUUGUACCAACGUUGACGAUUCAUCUCUGCAAAUGAUCGUCACGUACUGCUCGCGACUUUCAUUCCUGUACCUGAGAAGAUGUAUUAAGAUCACAGACCUCGGAGUGCAGUACGCCGCGAGUUAUUGCAACAAAUUGAAAGAGUUGAGCGUCAGUGACUGCCCGAAUGUUUCAGACUUAGGAAUGCGAGAUAUCUCAAGACUUGAAUCGAAUUUAAAAUAUCUGAGUGUAGCGAAAUGUCGACGAGUAACCGACAUUGGAUUACAACACAUCGCUAGAAAAUGUACUAAAAUCAGGUAUCUUAACUUAAGGGGAUGCGACAAGAUCACAGAGGAUGGGAUAAUCUUCCUGGCAGCAUACUCCAACAAAUUGAGAUCCAUAGAUCUCGGGAAUUGUGAAUCGGCACUAACAGACAGGUCAUUAAUGAUGCUAGCUGACGGAUGCCAGCAAUUAAAACGCGUCAGUUUGAAGGGUUGCAGUCGAAUCUCAGACGAAGGUGUCGUCAAAUUUGCACAGAAAUUGCGACAACUCCAACAAAUCAACCUCAUCGAUUGCAAGGUAACAUUUCUGAGUUUCAAAGCUUUGCACAAAUACUGCGACGACUGUAUAAUCGAACAUAAUAACCCGGCUAACCUGUCCCUAACUCAAUUGUGA